AUGGGUUCUGAAAAUUGGAUGAAAAGUGUACAUGAUCAAAAACAACCUCUCUUUUCGUUCGGAUUGAUAUCCGAUGUGCAAUAUAGUGAUAUUCCUGAUGGUCGUUCGUUCCUCGGCGUUCCGCGAUACUAUAGGCAUAGCAUUCUUGUGUUACAGAGAGCAGUUCAGAGUUGGAAUAAUCAUCAUAGACAUAAAUUUGUGAUAAACUGUGGAGAUAUUGUUGACGGGUUUUGUCCGAAAGAUCAAUCUUUUAAUACUGUCAAGAAAAUUGCAGACGAAUUUGAAAAAUUCGAAGGACGGGUACAUCAUUUAAUUGGAAAUCACUGUCUAUACAAUCUACCUCGCAACAAGUUACUUCCGUUGUUGAAGAUUCGGAGUCUUGAAGGCCAUGGUUACUACGAUUUUUCGCCUGUGCCUGAGUAUAGAUUUGUUUUUCUCGAUGGAUAUGAUAUAAGUGCGGUCGGUUGGCCUCGUGAUCAUCCGAGAACAUUGGAAGCUGUGAAGUUACUUAGAGAGAAGAAUCCUAAUGAAGAUAAGAAUAGUCCAACGGGAUUAGUUGGACUUGAAAGAAGGUUUCUUAUGUUCAAUGGAGGCGUUGGAAAGGAACAAAUGGAAUGGUUGAACAAUGUUCUUCAAGACGCAACAAAAUCGAAACAAAAAGUCGUGGUUUGUUGUCAUAUGCCUCUAGAUCCUGUCGCAUCGUCUAAGGAAGCAUUGCUGUGGAAUUACGAUGAAGUGAUGAGUUUGAUACAUAGAUAUAGUUGUGUGAAGGUUUGUUUUUCUGGUCAUGAUCAUAAAGGUGGAUACUCCAUCGAUUCGCACGGUAUACAUCAUAGAAUUCUUGAAGCUGCAUUGGAAUGUCCUCCUGGUAGAGAUGCAUUUGGAUAUGUUGAAGCUUAUCAUGACAGAAUAUCACUUUAUGGUACUGACAGAAUGCCAAGUACAAAUAUGUAUUUUAAUAAUGCUUAG
Messenger RNA from Lathyrus sativus (Indian pea), 969 nucleotides. Lineage: Eukaryota; Viridiplantae; Streptophyta; Magnoliopsida; Fabales; Fabaceae. The record is from the annotation of a GenBank genome assembly.